AUGCGAAUCGACAAGAUGGAGAACAGAUGUGGGUACGAUAAACCAACGCCUCCAAUGUUCCUUGAUGGAAACUUCACGAAUGAUGAGUGUACCAUCACAUCAUCACAUCUGCCUCACGUCCGUCUUCCUGGACUUUAUUUCCUGCAAGGCGAUUACGUGGUAGUCGAUGCGCCCUGCAGCUUCGAGAAGGGCGUAGAGAUUGGCGUUGGUGGAGACUGUCCUGGCGUUGUAGGUGCAGAGCAUGAGACAAUUUCCAUGGCGAGUGGUUGA
This is a messenger RNA of Strongylus vulgaris, 270 nucleotides long. NCBI's taxonomy places the organism in Eukaryota, Metazoa, Nematoda, Chromadorea, Rhabditida, Strongylidae. The record is from the annotation of a GenBank genome assembly.